This is a messenger RNA of Gryllus bimaculatus (two-spotted cricket), 893 nucleotides long. The record is from the annotation of a GenBank genome assembly. Lineage: Eukaryota; Metazoa; Arthropoda; Insecta; Orthoptera; Gryllidae.
CGACUCCAAAUUAUAGAAGAAAAAGAAGAAAGAAGAACAAAGAGAGAGAAGAAAAACAACAGACUAAAAUUUUCAGAAUUUGUAAUAGGACAAGAAGUUCGAACCAAGGAAAUAGUGGAGAGUAUUUUAGCAAGCAAAGGAGUGGCUAAAAGUACUACAGAUGCCUACAUCAUAGGAAGAGACAAAUCAGGAAGAGGAAUAGCUCGUGUACAAAUAUCUCAGUUCACAAAUAAAACUAAAAUUCUACGAAUCAAGAGUAAACUUAGAGCGAAACAUACAUACAUUUACAUUGAUCCCACAAAACAAGAAAAAGAUAAACAGUCUGCAAUUUGUCAAACAGUACAAUAAUUAAGAACGGAAGAAAAAAUGAAAAGAACUUUACAAACACCUGAAAGUGAAUAUGAAUUAGAAAAAGCACUAUCAGAAGUCAAUUACGAUGUCGUUGACUUAUGUGAAAUAAGAAAAUGUGGAGACGCUAUUAUUGAAAAAGCAAAUGGUGACAUUUUCUUGUACAUUGAAACUACAAAAGAAUUACCUCUUCGAAUUCUCAAUUUCAAAGACUGUACUGAAAGGACUCAAGAAUAUCAGAGCACUUGUGAAAUCUGAUUUUAAGAAGAAAUUCUAAAAUAUGGAAAGAUAUCAAGGAAGGAAAGAGAGUAAAACUGGUACAAAAAGUUUCGACGAGAAGAAAAUGAAACAUAGUGAGAUGGAGAACUGGAGAAAAAAGAAAGAAUAACUUAAAAGGAAGUGUUGAAAUUGUCUCGUGGUCCCUAGAUGACCCUAACGAAGAAUGAAGAAAAUAUUUUUAAUGCCGCAAAAUUUCAAAACACGUUUUAUUUUACCACGAAGUAUUGUAACUAUAACUUAAUUAGUCUGUAUAAUUAUGAAAAUAC